AUGAACAGUUUAGAAUCUUAUUGUUUAUCAUUUAAAACUGGUGCAAUUGUAGAGAAUCCAAUGAAAACUCUUCCAUCGAAAUGGAAAGCAUGGAACACAUUAAUUGAUCGAUUGCCGGAACUAUCGAGAAAUCGCAGUUUGAGAAAAGAAGUAGAAUCAUUACCACUUUUAGAUUUGGAUGGUCUUGAUAAUCAUAAGGAAUUGAGAUUGGCACAUAAAAUUCUUGCUUUCAUAACUUCUGUUUAUGUGUGGCAAGAUGGAGAAGGUGGUGAAACAGAGUCAUUACCAGUACAAAUCGCUAAACCACUAUUACAAGUUUCUGAUAGACUUGGUAUACAGCCCAUACUGACCAAUGAAGAUCUAGUCAUAUCCAAUUGUAUUCCUUCAACUUUGCCAACAGAAGAACAAAGUUUGAGUUUUUUACAAUCUAUACACAAGCCCACAUAUCACGGAAGUUGGGAAGCGUUUAUAACUCUGAGUGCCGAAUGUGAACUAUUCUUUGCACCCAUAUUACUGGAAAUUAUGAAUGCCAUUAAAGCUCAAGAUCCAUUGAAUGAGGAUGCUAUCACAGAAUGCUUAGAAAAUAUAGUUAAAGCGUUUGUACAAUUUAGAAAUGCAUUAAAGAAUUUUUAUGGUAAAUUAAAUUCAGAAGAAUUCUAUGUCGAUUUAAGACCCAUUUUGUGUGGAUGGUCUCAUGGAAAACUUAAAGACAAGGGUCUAACUUACGAGACAAACUCACAACACAUAAACAAUAAUAAUAAUGAUAAGAAUGAGAAUGAGAAUAAGAAAGCCAUAUCAAGUUGUCCAUUUACUGGUCAACAAUAUACCAGCAACACGGAUCGACGGAAAUGUAUUGGAGCAAGUGCAGCACAGUCAAUAACGAUUCAGACGUGUGACGCAUUUUUCCAGAUAAAACAUGAUCCUGAGGAUGAAAAAUUCUUCCGUAAUAUGCAGACAUAUAUGAUAAAAGAACAUCGACAGUUUCUUCAAGAUCUAGCAAUGCACAGUCGAAUCCGUUGUAUAGUUGCUGAAAGCAAAUCUUCUCGUAUGAGAACAGCCUAUAAUCAAUGUCUUCAAUCAUUGUGGAAUUUCCGAAAUGCUCACAUAUCAUUAGUUAAAAGAUUCAUUAUACAACCAUCACAAAGUGCAGAUGCUAGAAUAAAACAACUUGAUAUUAAAGGAACAGGUGGUCAAUGUUUAAAUAUCUUUCUUCAACGUGUACGAGAUGCAACACUUUCUGCAACUUUGGUUUAA
Molecule: messenger RNA, 1254 nt
Organism: Schistosoma curassoni
Lineage: Eukaryota; Metazoa; Platyhelminthes; Trematoda; Strigeidida; Schistosomatidae
Source: the annotation of a GenBank genome assembly